AUUUCUGCUUAUCUUUAAUACUGGACUGAAAAGCAGGUCUUGCUCGAGCAGUGAUCGAGUCACGUGACCUCGUAACGCCUCGCUGGCAGGAUGGAAUGCAGAACAGUCAAACUGUAACUCCAGUCCACGGGUUUGACUAAUACUCUCGGUAACAAUGGAGAAGGAAGACCUGUAUUCGCUUUAUCACGGACUUUUACUCCCUACGAUUUCACACACCGACGAGAGUCUGAAAUAUUUUGAGUCGUUUCAAGUGCAGGACGAUGAUGUGAUUGCAGUUACUUAUCCCAAAUCUGGUACAACAUGGAUGCAGGAAAUUCUUCCCCUGCUCCUGAAUGGAGGGGAUUUGACUCCAGUACUGACCAUCCCAAACUGGGACAGAGUGCCAUGGCUUGAGGAGUCACGUAUUGCUGAAACUGCAAAGAAGCUGAGUGCUCCACGGGCCUUCGCUUCCCAUAUGCCUUAUCAUCUGAUGCCUUCUUCUUUCUUCUCAUCUAAGGCUAAGGUCAUUUAUGUGUCUCGAAACCCAAAAGAUGUCCUGGUUUCCACUUUUCAUUUCCACCAAAUGGCCAGUUUUCUACAUGACCCAGGAGCCUUUGAGGAAUUUGCGGACCAAUUUCUAGCCGGAAAUGUGAUAUUCGGAAAGUGGACUGAUCACGUGAAGAGCUGGAGAAACACGGAUUUGGGUGACAGAAUUCUUUACGUCACGUAUGAGGAGAUGAUUCAGGAUCUACAUGGGGUUCUCGGACGCAUGUUACUCUUCCUUGGUAAGAGCAUGAGCAAAGACGCUCUGAACCAUGUGACUGAACACUGUACGUUCAAAACCAUGAAGCAAAACAAAAUGUCCAACUAUUCACUGGUGCCAAAGGAUGUAAUGGACAGCAAGAAGUCUGCAUUUCUCAGAAAAGGAAUUGUUGGAGAUUGGAAGAAUUAUUUCAGCCCAGAGUUGGAGUCGAAGUUCAACACAGCUAUUUCUGAAGAAUUAAAGGGAACGGACAUCACAUUCCCCUGGGAUGAGGAACACAGAUAACAUCCCACUGCUUAAAAUGAUGAUAAAUGUAACAAUUGCAUUAUACCAAAUGUGCACUUUUUAAAUUAUAAAUGUAUGAUUUCUUAUUUUAAUUUCUUCAAAAUCUGCAAAAAAAAGUAUCCGAACACAGAACACAGAACACAGUCGGUUUAUUGCUAAAUUACGAUGUGUAGAAAAACAUCAUUCCCUCGUAUCUUCUUGCACUAGUCCAAAGGUCUGUGGUUAUAAAAACGUUUCUUGUCUUCCAAACACCACAAUACAAGCAAGAGAAUUCAAAACUUCCAAAUAAAUCCUUAUCCUGUAAAGCAGUACGUUUCAAGGUAAUAGAUAACCUGCUGUCGUGUCCAAAAGUAUUGGAACAACAAGGCAAAUUCCUGUACUUUUUGCUGUAAACUGAAGGGAAAAAAAUAAUCUGCAAUCCAUUACUCUUAAACAUUCAACAAUUAGCUAAGCAAAAAUAUACAUUUUCUAAUUUUUUACUUAUUUUACUUUA
Molecule: messenger RNA, 1520 nt
Organism: Hemibagrus wyckioides
Lineage: Eukaryota; Metazoa; Chordata; Actinopteri; Siluriformes; Bagridae
Product: sulfotransferase 2B1-like
Biological process (GO): sulfation
Cellular component (GO): cytoplasm
Molecular function (GO): sulfotransferase activity
Source: RefSeq, a predicted model, not a curated record